AAAAAAGAAAACACUUGCUACCGUUUAAGUCUGCUUUUCUGAACCAUUAUUUAAGUGGAUCUCCAGCAAGAAUGCAUUGAGAGAAUUAAAUCUAGUCAUCCAAUGUUAUGAUCCAACAAUCAAAUUGGCUGAAAUCACAUUUUUAUUUGUGUCAUCCAUAUGAGACGGCUAAUAUAUAACUGCAUCAUAUUUGUAGAGACAAACAUAUUUAACAUUUAUUUUGGUCUACCUGCACAGUUUCGGCACAGCGCCACCUAUUUGUCAAAAGUGAUAAACCAUUGACCAUUAGUAAUGACAUUUUCAAAAUGAUUAUAACUUGUCAUAACAUUAGCUUAUUGUAAUGACAAAAACAUAGAUACAAAUUUCACCAAAGUUAGCUGAACUUACUGUUUGCCAUUUUGAUUUGUUGUAAACCUACUUUUUUUCAAACUCCUAGUCAGUUGGUCCAAUUUUCUCCAAAAUUUAGUCAGAUCAUCUUCAGACAAAAAGUCAUGGAUUUUGUGUUGACAGACAAAACCAUUUUUGUAUUGCAUUGCAACAAGCUUGAGGCAUGAUGCCAAAAUGACUCUGAGGUUGUAUCUCUGCAAAGAUUUGACAUAUUGACACCAAACUUUGUGUGUACCAGUGUAACCUCACAGAAUAUAGCACAUCGAUUUGAUAAUGGUGCUACCUGUUUUGUGCUUGGCCCCUACAUUGCUACUUCCAGCUAUAUUUAGUGUAAUAUUUAUUAAUCAUUGUUUAUUGUUCUAUUUGACAACAAAUUGUUUAAUUAAUAUAGCCUAAUAAUAAAAUAUUAGUAUCAAGAGUCAAAGACUGAAUUUUGUGGGCUCUUCUGGGGCUCCUGGGCCAGAGUCUCUGGAUUGUAGCGGGAUAUGAAGCAUGAUGAUGCAGGUCUGUUCGAAACUAUGCCAAAUAAUAGCCGCUCAAGCUUUGUGUCUAUUUUUAUUUUAGAUGUUGUUUUGAUGUAGCUCUCAUGAAGUAAACUGACCACAGUCUCACUUGCCAUCAUCGUUUUUUCUUUCAUUUCACUUCCUUUAUAUAUAUUUGUCCAGUCAGUGUUUGAGGGAAAUUAUUUCCCCUUUCCUGUAACUUCCUAUGUGAUGAGUUGGAAAUUCAGAAACCAAGUACUAAAGAAUGAUUGGUCAAAAUGCUGUUUCUGCACCUUCAAAAGUCAUGAAGUUGUUCCUGUUUUAGUAGCUUUCUCAUGCUUCACUCUUCUAUCAGGGCAGUUCAUGUUGGGCAUUCGGCUCGGUCGAGGUUCUUGCAGGUCAGCUGAUGAAGACCACACGAAAGCUGGUUGACCUCAGAAUCUGGUGGACUGUUCCUCCAGUUACAGCAACAAGGGCUGCAGUGGUGGUUUUAUGAAGCCUCGCAUCUGUCCACCACAGGAGUUUACAAUGACCUGACCUGUACAAAAAAUGUGAACCAGUGAUUGCGGGACCAGAAAACAGGAACAAUCAGAGUGAUUGUGAAGUUUUGUGACCAUAAAUUGACUGGAGGUUGCCAGAUGAGCUGCAGGAUUCAGCAGAAACGUAGGCUGCUUCAAUAAGCUUCCAAUGGCAAGUGAUGAACAGAUGUACAAAGCCAUGAUGUUUGGGAGCUUGCUGUUUUCCGUGUGUUGUAGUGCAGCACUGGCCCAUUUCAACACAAAUCUAGACCAGCACUGGGAGUUGUGGAAGAAGACUCAUAACAAGAUUUACUCCAGUAAAGUUGAAGAACUGGGCAGGAGGGAUUUAUGGGAGAGAAACGUUGAUCUUAUCACCCUUCACAACCUGGAGGCCUCCAUGGGUCUGCAUUCAUAUGACCUGGGCAUGAACCACAUGGGUGACAUGACAACAGAGGAGAUCCUGCAAACGUUAGCCACAACUCGUGUCCCCCCUGGCUUUAAGAGACAAGCACCAGAAUUUGUGGCCUCUCCUGGGGCUUCUGUCCCAGACUCUCUGGACUGGAGAGAGAAGGGAUAUGUCUCCAGUGUGAAGAACCAGGGUGCAUGUGGUUCAUGUUGGGCGUUCAGCGCUGUUGGGGCUCUUGAAGGUCAGCUGAUGAACACCACAGGAAAGCUGAUCGACCUCAGUGCUCAGAAUCUGGUGGAUUGUUCCUGCUGUUGGAUAACUGCUGCCUUCCAGUAUGUUAUUGAUAAUGGAGGAAUAGACUCAGAAUCAUCUUAUCCUCAUGAAGGAGUGCAAGGGACUUGCAGAUAUGAUCCAUCCAAGCGUGCAGCAAGCUGCAGCAAGUACUACUCUGUCAGUAAAGGAGAUGAGGAGGCCCUGAAGCAGGCUGUUGCCAACAUUGGGCCAAUUUCAGUGUCCAUUGAUGCCAGCCGCCCUCAGUUUAUCAUGUACCACAGUGGAGUUUACAAUGAUCCAUCUUGCAGCAAAAUCACAAACCAUGCAGUGCUGGUUGUGGGUUACGGUGCGAUUGCUGGACAGGACUUUUGGCUGGUCAAAAACAGUUGGGGUACUGGAUUUGGAGAUGGUGGCUACAUCCGUAUGGCCAGAAACCAGAACAACAUGUGCGGCAUCGCCUCAGAUGCCUCCUAUCCGAUUAUGUAACUGAAACACAUGCUGAAAUCUAGGAAUAUACAUAAGAAAUAUGUACAUUUCUUACCUGUAAAUGAGUUUUCUAUAUACUUUUUUGUAAAAUUUUCAUUGUCUUUUUAAUAAAAAAAACUAAUGUAUUUUAAGAAUGUCGUACAGUAUAAAUAUUUUUCUCUCUAUUGUAAACCUUUAAAAGGAAAAAAGCUUUCACUCUACUCAGUAUGUUUACAAAUGACUUGGUUUUAUUCAGUGCAACAUCACAACGAACAGUUUGACAUGAGGUAUUAAAGGAUUUUUCAAGAUCAGCACAGAAUGUCCAGUUAUGAUUGACAUUUAGAUUGCUGUGAUUUUUACACCUUUGGUUGAUUAGCCACAUUCAUAAGGUAACAAAAGGGAGAGAAUGACAUAAAAUGACACAGAUGUUCACAC
This is a messenger RNA of Carassius gibelio (silver crucian carp), 2966 nucleotides long. RefSeq names its product cathepsin S-like. The transcript is spliced from 10 exons. Gene Ontology annotation, molecular function: cysteine-type endopeptidase activity. The record is from RefSeq and is a predicted model, not a curated record. The coding region runs from base 1557 to 2552 and encodes 331 amino acids. NCBI's taxonomy places the organism in Eukaryota, Metazoa, Chordata, Actinopteri, Cypriniformes, Cyprinidae. Gene Ontology annotation, cellular component: lysosome. Gene Ontology annotation, biological process: immune response.